Messenger RNA from Rotaria sp. Silwood1, 291 nucleotides. The record is from the annotation of a GenBank genome assembly. NCBI's taxonomy places the organism in Eukaryota, Metazoa, Rotifera, Eurotatoria, Philodinida, Philodinidae.
AUGAUUAAAAGUUAUUGUCCUCAUUUAUUCUUAUUGAUUAUUUGCUUUAUUCUUGUAUUAUUAUUUACCAUCAUCAAUUGUAAUCAUAAUGAUGAUACAAUGGAAACAACAUUAUUUAAAAAAAGACUAACAACAAAAACAACGAAAAAUCAUUUAUAUGAUUUAUUAGAACAAGCAAAUUUAAAUGAUGAAGAGAUAAAUAUUUUUAUUCAAGAUUUAUUACAACCUUAUCCUAACCGUCGAUCAUCGUUUUAUGCUAUGCGAGGAAAACGACAAUCUACUUUACCAUAA